Molecule: messenger RNA, 1014 nt
Organism: Varanus komodoensis (Komodo dragon)
Lineage: Eukaryota; Metazoa; Chordata; Lepidosauria; Squamata; Varanidae
Product: natterin-4-like
Exons: 1
Coding region: 1-1014 (337 amino acids)
Source: RefSeq, a predicted model, not a curated record
AUGGAAUCUUCCAGCAGGAAUGGUGAUGUUUUCUAUGAAAGCACUCUGGGCUGGAUUUGGUUCCCAGGCUCUGCUCCCAGCGGAGCUGUGUCCUUCUGGAAUGCCUAUGGGAAUAGGUGGGAAUAUCCUUGUAAAGUAUCAGACUGUUCCGCUGGCUACUAUAGCCCAAGCCGUGGCCCCUACUGCUUCUACCCUUAUGGAAACAAAGAAUACUCAUCUUCCCAGUUCUGGAUUUUGGUGAAUGGCCAUAACUUUGAAUCACUGAGCUGGAGAGAAGAUUCAUUUGGUGACGUUCCACCCAAUUCCAUCAAUACCUGUGCAGGUACAAGACUGUAUGUGGGGAAAAAUAAAUAUGGCUUAGGGAAGGUGGAUAGCAAAAAUAAAGCUUUCUUCUUAGGUUACCAGGGCAAAGAGUACUGGUAUAAAUACUAUGAUGUCCUGAUUAUUAAAAAGGACUAUCGGUCUCAAACAAUUGACAAUGCCAGGUAUAAUUUCAACCAGGGGUCGUACACUGAUGUUGGAUCUCUGAUCUUAACCACUAGCAAAGUCAACAACUAUGAAUGCAGUGCAGUUAAGAAAAUUACCAGCCUAGCACAGAUGGUACAAAAUGAACACAGCUGGGACAUUGGCAUGUCCAUCUCAAGCAGUGUGAAUUUUGGCAUGACAAUUGGCAUACCUGACUACAUUGGGGUAUCAUGGGGUAUCACAAAGGAGAAACACUUUGAUUGGAGGAAGGGCUCCACUCAGUCUGAAUCUGUCACUUUUACUGAACAGGUAGAGGUCAAUGUCCCACCCAACCACAGCUGUGAGGUGGAAAUGUAUGGCAUGAGAAAGAGAGGAAGCAUUCCCUUCACAGCCACAGCAACUCGUUACUACCGCAAUGGGGAGACACGAAGUGCCACAGUGCAAGGAGUCAGCUACAAUACAGUUGUGGCUCAAGUGCAGACAGUGGUGAGGAGGUGCAUCCCUAUCCCAGAUGUAACUCCAUGCGACACACAAGUAGAAAGAAGAUAA